This is a messenger RNA of Schistosoma margrebowiei, 1129 nucleotides long. The record is from the annotation of a GenBank genome assembly. Lineage: Eukaryota; Metazoa; Platyhelminthes; Trematoda; Strigeidida; Schistosomatidae.
GGAACCAGGAAGUUUGAACCUUGUGCUACUAGAGACAUUUCAGUUCACUUGCAGUAUGAAUUUGAAGGAUCUUGUAAGUCAUUUAAUUUUUGAGGUUACAUACGGUUCCUGAAGAACGUAUGAAAAUUGCUGCUCUUUUGGCAGAGAAAAAGAGUACAAAUGAGAAUUCAUGGAUGUAUGAGAAACCGAAAGAUGAUCCCGAAGCAUUUUUGUUAGGAAAACAAGUUCAAAGCUUAAACCAAAUUCAGGAAAUCGGUAAAGAAUAUGAUGAAUCACCUGCUCAACGACUUGCUAGAUUUGAUAUGGAAGCCAAAUUUCGUGAAGAUCCUCUGACAAUUAUGAAGCAAAGAGAAGCGGAAAAACGAAUAGAACUGCUUCAGAAUACUGCUAAAGUUAGGAAGCUUCGAAGACUUCUAACAGAGCAAAAAUUGCGUAAAGAAAAACGUAAAAGUAAAAAACAUUUAAAACAAAAACGUCUGCAUAAAAGUUCAGAUGAAUCAGAGGGAGGUAGUUCAGAUGAUGAAUUACUGAAUAAGUUCAUUGAAAUUAUUCAUCAAUCUAAUGAACUGAAAGAGGAUAGUUCACAUAAAUCUAUGGAUAAAUGUAGUAAAGAAUCAUCUAGUACUGUUAAAAAACAACUUUCAAAUCCUUAUGAUCAGGAACAUGCACUUUCAGACCAAAAGUGUUCAAAUGUGAACAGAAAACAUCAUUCAGGACGUAAUCAAUCAAUUUCAUCCUCUUCAGAAAGAUCUAACUAUCACAAAUCAUCAUCGAAUCGACAAAAGUUAUCCAAAGAAGAAAUCGAAGCUAAGCGAGCCCAAAUGAUUUCUGAUGCAAAAGAACAUGAAAAAGAACGUUUACAUCGUUCCACUACUCACUAUAAGAUAAAAAAGAAUGAAGAGGAAAGGGAAUUAGCCUCGAAAUUUUCUCAUGGACCAUCAUUUAUUAGUCAUUUAAAAAACCAACACGUUGACAGGACUACUUUAGAAGAAGGUAUUCAUCGUAAGGCUAGUAAUCGUCAGAAAGGGGAGCUUCAUGAUAAUUUUAUCAAACGCUAGAAAAGGUCUUUUAAUUUUCUGAUUAUAUUGUAAAUAAAAAAAUGUUUCUUUGAUAAAUUGCAUAAAUGUAA